GAGUGAGAGAGAGAGUCACAGAGAGACAGAGUGAAGAGGCAGUCUGUUGGAUUCUGUUCUGAGGUUCUGCUCAGAGGUUUGGAUCAUGGUGGAACCAACAUCGAAACCAGCUGCUGUUCUACUGCUGUUUCUGCUGCACAGCUGCCUGGCAGACCAUGUUUUCCUCAACAGCCAGCUGGCCUCACAGGUCUUGGUCCGAAAUCGACGGGCCAAUCAGAUGUUUGAGGAGAUUAAACCAGGGAACCUGGAGAGAGAGUGUGUGGAGGAGAUCUGUGACCAUGAGGAGGCCCGAGAGGUGUUCGAGCGGACAGACAAAACAGAACAGUUCUGGGUGAAAUAUCUGGACUGUGACGGAACUAAAAAGACAAGAACCCAGCAGAACAUCGACCUCAUCAGACAGUGUAUAGGAGGUCAGUGUAUUUAUGGUAAGGGAGUGAGUUAUGAAGGUAGUAUCAACAUCACAGUAUCCGGCAAAGCGUGUCAGCGCUGGGGGGGCAGCUACCCACAUCCCAUUAUUAGGGAGUUCAAUGCGUCCGAGCCAGACAGCAUCCUGAAGGAGAACUUCUGCAGGAACCCCGACGGCAGUGCAGAAGGACCCUGGUGUUUCACUCAGGACCCGACAGUCCCGAAAGAGAAAUGUGUUGUUCCCAGAUGUGGUGAGGACUUUGUCGACCCCACUUUGGCCCCUGAACCAGUCCGCACUGGUGAGUGUUUACCUAAUUAUGGCAUCGACUACACUGGCGACCUGGCUGUUACCAUGGGAGGCCACACCUGUCUGAAGUGGGCAUCACCAGAGGCUUUGGCCCUCAGCAAGGACAAGGAGUUCAUCCCCGAAGUCACUCUGCCGGGGAACAAGUGCCGUAACCCUGACAACGACCCCGAGGGCCCGUGGUGCUACGUGAACAUUUAUGGAAAUGUGACACUCGACUACUGUGACCUGGAUCUGUGUGAGGAACAGCUGGUGGAAGACACGCUGGUAACAGAGACAGAAGGCAGGGAGCGCUCCGUCCUCGGACCCGCCAAGAAACUAUUUUUCAAUCCUCGCACCUUUGGACAAGGAGAGAGUGCGUGUGGCGUUCGCCCCCUCUUUGAGAGUAAAGGCAAAGUGGACAAAAAGGAGAACGAGCUGUUGGAGUCGUACAGAGAACAACGCAUCGUUGGUGGCCUCGACGCCGAUGUGGCCUCAGCUCCAUGGCAGGUGAUGCUGUAUAAGCGCAGCCCUCAGGAGCUGCUGUGUGGAGCCAGCCUCAUCAGUGACCAGUGGAUCCUCACUGCAGCUCAUUGCAUCCUCUACCCGCCCUGGAACAAGAACUUCACCAUCAACGACAUCCUGGUCCGCCUGGGGAAACACAAUAGGGCCAAGUUUGAACGUGGUGUGGAGAAGAUCGUGGCCAUUGAUGAAAUCAUCGUCCAUCCUAAAUACAACUGGAGGGAAAACCUGAACCGUGACAUCGCUCUGCUGCACAUGAGACGGCCGGUCACGUUCAGCGAUGAGAUUCACCCGGUCUGCCUGCCCAGCAAGAAGGUCGCCAAAACGCUGAUGACUGAAGGAUAUAAGGGUCGGGUUACGGGCUGGGGGAACCUGAAGGAGACGUGGAACCCGUCAGCGAGGAACCUCCCGACGGUGCUGCAGCAGAUCCACCUCCCCAUCGUAGACCAGGACACCUGCAGGAGCUCCACGGCCGUCAAGAUCACAGACAACAUGUUCUGUGCUGGUUACAGACCGGAGGAAUCCCAGCGUGGCGACGCCUGUGAGGGAGACAGCGGAGGACCGUUCGUGAUGAAGUACCCGGCAGAGAACCGCUGGUAUCAGAUGGGCAUCGUGUCGUGGGGCGAAGGCUGCGACCGCGACGGGAAGUACGGCUUCUACACCCACCUGUUCAGGAUGAGCAGGUGGAUGAAAAAAGUUAUCGAAAGAUCCGGAGCAGACGACGACUAGACGCCGGACGGACAGACGGACACGCUUCGUUUCCUUUUCCUUCCCUCAGAGCGACAUCAUGCUAAUAAAGUUUGUUAACAUCUGUUCAUGAAUCCA
Molecule: messenger RNA, 2035 nt
Organism: Scomber japonicus (chub mackerel)
Lineage: Eukaryota; Metazoa; Chordata; Actinopteri; Scombriformes; Scombridae
Gene: f2
Product: coagulation factor II (thrombin)
Exons: 15
Coding region: 86-1939 (617 amino acids)
Biological process (GO): platelet activation; positive regulation of blood coagulation; blood coagulation
Cellular component (GO): extracellular region
Molecular function (GO): serine-type endopeptidase activity; calcium ion binding
Source: RefSeq, a predicted model, not a curated record